GGUGCCGGCGCUGCCCGGCCGGGAUAAAGCUGCCCAGGCAGGCCUAGAAACAACCGGGCGCGGCACACGUACCACGCGGAAGCAGCCCGUCGGGGCGGGCUGCCUCUCCACACCGGGAGCAGUCUCGAUAGCAUCCAGCAAGGAUGGAUGUCAUCGGCCAGUACCUACCGACGAAGGACCAGGUCCAAAUCCGAUUCAUGCCCAACAAGACGCUGGUGAACAAGAUGCUCGGAUCGUUAAACCCGAACGGCCGCGACCUCGUUAUCGACGGCUGCGAUAGUAUUAGGAGAAGAGUCCGCAGUGAAGUCCCGGGCGUCGCGAAAAAAAACCUGAAAGAGCUCACAGAUGCAGGAGCGCUAGACGUCAUGAUUGAUGUAUUAAAACUUUGGAUGGAAGACGCGCCUGUCUCGGGCCGGUGCGAUCUCCGCGUUUUGAGGUGUUGCGGUGCCUUCGACGCGACUCGUCUUCAUGAGAGAAGACGGUGGGUAGUUUCUUUUUCGAGUUUGAGGCCGUUCGGACCGCGUCGAGACACCGCGAUGCUCCGCGCAUGACGUGGUCGCGGCGAUGGCGUCGAUGCGAUGCCGCGCCGCCUCGACGCCGUCGCCGCGGCCGCGCGAGAGGUCCACGCGUCUCGCGAGAGCGGGUCGCGUCGAUGGCGUCUUCACGAGACAGCGCCGCCGCGACGCCGUCGUCGUGAUCCACGAGAGUCUACGUGGUCAUCAGGACGCCAUCGACGCGAUACCACAUCGGACCGAGGCGAGCGACCGCGAUGCUCCGCGCAGGUGCGCGAAAGCGCUCAUGUGGAUCGUGCGGAAGUCGCCGACCGAUAGUGAAGCGGACCAACUGCUGGAGCUGGGUGGCUUGAAAUUAGCGGAGCGAUUGAAGGGUCUGCACCAGGACGACCUCGAGCUCCAAAAGUCCGCGAAGGAAUUGAUGAAGAUGCUACAAACUAGAGCGGGAGCGCUAGCAUGUAAAGAAAUCCGCAUCUGCAAGUUCUGCGCCGUGAACAACAUGGACAUGGACUCGGCGAAGCGGUUGGGGCAGUUGGUCAAUCCCUUCCAGCGCGAUGCUGGGUUAGGCUACUCGAGGAAGGACGCGAUGGUCCAUAAGAAGAAAGGGUCUGCUGAUAUAUCUGCAUUGGUCAAAAGAGUCCUGAACCACAUGCGCGAACAUCUCAAAGAUGAAGGGGUCCAGGAAUUCGGCCUCGAGGCAAUCAUAGAGUUCGCUUCCGACCACGACGACGGCGGCGCUCUACUCCAAGACAGAGCGGCGAAGUGCGUCGUUCUGGCGAUAGAGGCCCACCCGGAAGCCUAUAACGUCUCGUGGAAGGGCUGCGUCGCCGUCCAGACGAUGUGUCGCAAACUUAGUCUGUCUUCAGAGUUGGGCAAAGCCCAAGCUCUAUCAGCCCUAAAACAGGUCUACGAGGACUACAAGGACGACCGGGAAGUGCGCCAGCAGGCCGUCUGGGCCAUCGGGAGCAUGCUGAACGUGCCGGCCAAUGUUGAAAGGACUAAAAGAGCCAAUAUGUACACGCUCGUGCAGGACGUCGUGACAAGACUCGAGGAUCGCACCGUCGCGCCGGAGCAGAAGAUCGCAUUACCUCUGCCGUUGAGAGCGAUCUGGACGAACGAGCAGUUGCAUUCCAUCAAACUCACAAAAAUGGACGAGAAACGCCAGAGCGGCGAGACCGAGGCGAAGGCGACGCAGCAAAGACGGGCGCCUUUGCCUCGUAGAGGUGCCAAGAAAUUAGCAAGGGUCGACGACCAGUUCGCGGCGGGCGAACCUGGAUUGGUUGAUAGUCAAGAGUACCCCUUCCUGAAGAAGCCGGGCCUGGAGUUCUACACAACCAAAGAAAAGCGCAACGAGAUGUCGUUAUAUAAUCCAGACUAAUACAUGUAG
Messenger RNA from Pelagomonas calceolata, 1899 nucleotides. NCBI's taxonomy places the organism in Eukaryota, Pelagophyceae, Pelagomonadales, Pelagomonadaceae. The record is from the annotation of a GenBank genome assembly.